Messenger RNA from Somion occarium, 2224 nucleotides. The record is from the annotation of a GenBank genome assembly. NCBI's taxonomy places the organism in Eukaryota, Fungi, Basidiomycota, Agaricomycetes, Polyporales, Cerrenaceae.
GUUCAGCUUGAUUUCACUGGUAGCUCAACAACACCCACCAUGGCACGGAAGCACACCACCAAACCCAAGAGUACAAAGUCUCGUCCACGCGCAUUCAACAAAAAGGACAGCUCAGUGCCACGAUGGAACAAGCCACAAGACAUUCCCAUGGACGAGGAGGAUCGCUUCCAUGCUGCCAGGGACCAAAUUCUACUUGACGGCGCUGCACACGACUCUGAUGAUGAAGGAGAUGAAGACGAAGUCUUUGCGCUGAAAGGUCUGCCUGAAGACUCUGACGAAGACGAGUCCGACGGCGACGAAAUGUUGGAUGAUGAUGAUCCGUACAAAAAUCUGCCUGAAAUGCCAAAGGACAAACCCAAGAAGGCAAAAAAGAAAGGCAAGGCUGUUGCUUCUUCCAGCGAAGACGAAAGCGAAGACGAAAGUGAAGAGGAGGGUUGGGGCAAGAAGUCCGAAUACUAUGCCUCCAACGAGGCUCAGAUUGACUCCGAAGAUGAAGAAGCGAACGAAAUGGAGGAACAGGAAGCCAAGCGUCUACAGUUGAAAACGAGAGAUGCUAUGGCUGAUGAUGACUUUGGUUUGGAUGAUGUCGUUGACACUAUUACGGAUGUCGUCGAGGAUAUCUUGGAAGAUCCUGUGGCUGCGGUUUCUCUACCUCUACCUCAAGACAAAGAAGGUCUUCUUCGACAUCUCGAGAAGACCAGCCCAGAAUCACUUGCGUUGGCAAGAGACUGGGACGACACUGCGCGGAUGCUCAUCAAGGCUCAGACAAAGCUUGCCGAGCUCGAGGCAGAAUCCCCAGACGUUUCACUCGGACUGAAUCACAUACAUUACCAGGCCCUCCUAACCUACGCAACAACCCUCGCAUUCUACCUCCAUCUCCGUUCGUCUCCCAAAUACGUCUCCCGUCCUGACCUCCUCCGUUCCCACCCCGUCAUGUCUCGACUCCUCUCCCUCAAACAGUCCCUCACGACGUUAGAGGAAUUAGGCAUAGACCCUCUAGGAGACUUCUCCGACUCCGACGAUGCUGAAGAUUUGAGCGAUUUGAGCGAUUUGACGGAUGAGGAUUUGGAUGCGUCGAUGCUGUGGAAGAUGGACAUGAUAAAGGGAUUAGAGCAAGAUGAAUUGGAAGCCUUAUUGAAGGAAGCCGGUAAAGUCAUCGCGGGGGAGGAUGGAAACACGAAGAAAGGAAAGAAGAAAAAGAGUAGGAAGGCCGACGUGGAAGAUGGCGAAGAAGUACAAGAGCAAGAAAGACCGAAGAAGAAACGCAAGACUUCAACCAAAUCCGCUCUCCCCAUCUUCGACCUCGAAGAGCCCACUUUCCCCUCUUCCAGCACAAAGUCCAAAAAGUCAAAGACCGUCUCCGAAUCACUUACAGACGCAUAUGGCGAACAACUCACCCUCCAAACGUUCGACGCCCAAGACAAAGCGGCACAUAAGAAAAGUCUUCGAUUCCAUACUUCCCGGAUCGAGAGCACGAUUGGGAGGAGGGAGAGAGCGAGACAAGGGAAUGUCGGAGGUGAUGACGAUAUUCCUUGGAAGGAGAGAAAGAAGGAAAAGGAGGAGAGGCUUAGGAGGGAAGUUGAGAAUAGUCGGGCGAAGGGACAGGGUGAGGCUUUGGAUGGUGUCGAUCCGGAGUCGAUGGACGUGGAUGGAGAGAGGGAAGGUGGAAAGGGUAAGCGAAGAAGAGAGGAGGAGGAGGACAGUGGGAGUGAGAGUGGGGAAGACGGGUAUUAUGAGCUGGUCAAGAAACAGUCAAAAGCGAAGAAAGAGAAGAAGAAAGCAGGACACGAUGCUGCAAACGCAGCCGCAAAAGCCCAUCUCAUGCAAGAAGCUACCACCAACGGUCCCCGUUCCCUCACCCAAGCAAUGAUCAAGAACAAAGGUCUCACGCCUCAUCGAAGCAAAAGCGUUCGCAACCCUCGCGUCAAGAAACGACAGAGGUACGAAAGGGCCAAGAAGAAGGUCUCUUCGCAGAAAGCUGUAUUCAGAGGCGGCGUGGGUGCUUCUGGGAAGUACGAAGGAGAGAAAACUGGUAUCUCCAAGGUUAUCAAGAGUGUUCGUUUGUAGGGUGCAGCUACCUGUUCUGCUUGCUUUCUGGAAUCACCAUUCUCUUUCGCGUCUUUCACGAUCAUCUGAAGCGUGUGUCUGCUGCGAAUUACUUACUGGCCGUCAAAUACCCUCGAACUAGUGUGGAAUUUAUCGGGCGCGCCGCAUUGUCUCAGUC